AUCCAGGAGGAAGCAGGCGGACCUAAGGAAACGCACCUCUUUUUCUUUCUUAGAGGGGAAAAAAGUUCAAGUGUUUGCUCUACUUUUCCACUGUGGGAGAUACAAAUAUUAGGCUGCUGAGACACGGCUAGGGAAAUGCUGUAUCCUAAACUUUAAGCGUUCGUAGCUCAUUUUCUAUGAGUUUCCAUUUAAUGACUCAGCAUUUCUGCCUUAAACAGAAAAACUGCAGACUAGGUUAGUUGACUAAAAGAUACUAUGUAGGAAUAACUGAGUAGCCAUUAAUUUUUUAUGUUAUCACAAUGGGAAGAGAACGUGGAUGCAGUAAAUGGAACCAGAGAGAUGGUGAACAGGGCCGAACACGGUGAAAUCACAUUUCACAGUUAAAACACUAUUAAGAAGACAAUAUGGGGACUCCUGGUUCUGGAAGGAAAAGGACGCCUGUAAAAGACCGAUUUUCUGCAGAAGAUGAAGCUUUGAGUAACAUUGCCAGAGAGGCAGAGGCGAGACUGGCCGCAAAACGGGCUGCCCGGGCAGAAGCGAGAGAUAUACGCAUGAGAGAACUGGAGCGACAACAAAAAGAGCACUCUCAUUAUUCCUUUGAUCGGAAAUGGGGACAGAUUCAGAAGUGGCUGGAAGAUUCAGAAAGGGCCAGGUAUUCCCACCGGUCUAGUCAUCAUCGACCUUAUCUGGGAGUUGAGGAUGCAUUGUCCAUUCGAAGUCUUGGCAGUCACAGGAGCCCGUCGAAGGCCAUAACUGGGACACACUGGAGCAGAGCCAGUACACCCAAAAGGAAAGACAUCAUGUAUGAUGCUCUCAAGGAUAGAUCGUCAAGACUUUCAUCAUUAAAUCAUUCUUACAGUCACUCUUAUGGAAUGAAGAAGAGGUCUUCUGGUUCUCAUAAAGACCCACUGAGCGGCCUCUACUUUGACCAGAGAAGCUAUAGCAGUCUUAGGCAUAGCAAACCCACCUCUGCCUACUACACUCGGUCUUCCUCCCUGUGUAGUGACCCUCUGGAAACAUCAAAGAGUACCAGGGCCUCCUCUACUGCAAAUUCUGGUCUGCUGAGAAGUACCAGUCUGGUGUCAUUGUAUGAUGGUGGAUUAUAUAACCCUUAUGGGUCUCGAACUCCAUCUGAAUACAGUUAUUACUCAUCAAGAGCAAGUUCGGCCCGAAGCAGUCCCGUGUUUCCCGAUGAUGACACUGCAAGCAUUGCGUCUUCUGGUCGCGCCAGUUGUGGGCGAAGGGACAGUGUGGUGAGCGUGGUUUCUACCGCCGAUUAUUUUAGUCGCUCCAAUCGCAGGGGGAGUGUAGUCUCUGAGGUGGAUGACGUCAGUAUCCCCGAUUUGACCAGCUUGGAUGAAAAAUCUGACAAACAGUAUGCUGAAAAUUACACAAGGCCUUCAUCUCGGAAUUCUGCCUCAGCAACAACCCCUCUAAGUGGAAACUCAUCCAGACGAGGGAGUGGAGACACCAGCAGCUUAGUAGAUCCAGACACCUCAUUAAGUGAAUUGCGGGAUAUCUAUGACCUUAAGGACCAGAUACAGGAUGUAGAAGGGAGAUACAUGCAAGGGCUUAAAGAACUAAAGGUAUCAGGGCCCAUUCUGCAGCCCAAGCAUGCUAUAUCUGAGUCUUUGUCCGAAGUGGAAGAAAAAUACAAGAAAGCCAUGGUUUCCAACGCACAGUUAGACAAUGAGAAGAACAAUUUGAUCUACCAGGUAGACACCCUCAAAGAUGUUAUUGAAGAACAGGAGGAACAGAUGGCAGAAUUUUAUAGAGAAAAUGAAGAAAAAUCAAAGGAGUUAGAAAGGCAGAAACAUAUGUGUAGUGUGCUGCAGCAUAAGAUGGAUGAACUUAAAGAAGGCCUUCGACAGAGAGAUGAGCUCAUUGAGGAGAAUCAACGAAUGCAGCAGAAAAUAGACACCGUGACAAAAGAGGUGUUUGACCUCCAGGAGACACUCCUUUGGAAAGAUAAAAAUAUUAGGGCCCUAGAGAAACAGAAAGAAUACAUUGCCUGCCUUAGGAAUGAGCGCGAUACGCUCAGAGAGGAGCUGGCUGACCUGAAGGAGACAGUGAAGACAGGAGAGAAACGUGGCUUAGUUAUAAUCCCUGAUGGCACUCCCAAUGGGGAUGUCAAUCAUGAACCAGUGGUGGGAGCCAUCACCGUGGUGUCUCAGGAGGCUGCCCAGGUCUUGGAGUCUGCAGGAGAGGGUCCACUAGAUGUCAGGCUACGAAAACUUGCUGGAGAAAAGGAAGAGCUACUAUCACAGAUCCGAAGGCUGAAGCUGCAGCUGGAGGAGGAGCGGCAGAAGUGCUCUCGGAGUGAGGGCUCGGCAGCAGACAUGGUGGGGCUGCACAAUGGUUCUGACCUGCAGUUCAUCGAGAUGCAGAGAGAUGCCAAUAGACAAAUUAGUGAAUAUAAAUUUAAGCUUUCAAAGGCAGAACAGGAUAUAACCACAUUGGAGCAGAGUAUCAGCCGGCUUGAGGGCCAGGUGCUGAGGUAUAAGACUGCCGCGGAGAAUGCCGAGAAGGUGGAGGAUGAACUAAAGGCGGAAAAGAGGAAGCUACAGCGAGAGUUACGAACAGCACUGGACAAGAUUGAGGAGAUGGAGAUGACCAACAGCCACCUGGCCAAGCGGCUGGAGAAGAUGAAGGCCAACAGGACAGCACUUCUGGCCCAGCAGUAGGAGGCCACCCUCCGGCCCGGGUGCUGCUCCUGGGGCCCCUCCCAGAGGGACUGACUUUUUGUCCAUUGACACAGACCCCCUUCAGUACUGUUUGAGUUUUGUCAUUAAAAUAGCCACCUUUGUAUUUUAUAAUUUAUGAGAGAAUGAAACAGGUUUGAAUCUUCAUGAAUGAACACUUUGGAUUUCGUUCAUAGUUUGAUUCUAGACUAAGAACUGGUCCAUGCUGUUUUUAUUUUUUAUUUCCAUAAUUUUAGAAUCAAGUUUACUCACCACUUUUCUCCAACUGCCUCAGUGACUGGGCACUCGAAGGCCUUGGCACGGGUUCCGGAGGACAGUGACUCUGUGAGUGCCCAAUGAGAUAACUCAGCUGGAGACCUCGGAAAACACAAGUGCCUUCUCCACGGUGCAAUUCAGACUGCAGUCAUCUCCAGCGGUCAAAAGACACUUACCCUUGAUUUCAGAUAGCAUUUAUAUUUUAGUGAAGAACCGAGUUCACAGGUGGGGAAUAUAUGUUUCACUCAAAUUUCUAUGUUUGGAGGAAAAAGCCUUUUUUUGUAAAAUAUUUAAAUUUAUAUAAGAAAAUGUUAGAAAAGAUAUGGGGAGUGUAUAUAAAACUUGCUUUAUUGCAUGUGGUCAGGCAAGUCCAAAGCCUAACACUCUUAAAGUAAGAGCAGGGCCCUUCAUCUUCAACAUCAGCUGUGCUGUAUCUCAUGUAAAGUAUCUCAUCUGCUGCUGCUUUGUGGAAUGGAACCUCAGACAAGCCCGGCGGGGUGGGGGGAGCAGGCAGGCGGGAGGUCGGCCUAAAGACUCUAUUAAAACGCACCCUCUUGCUGACCA
Molecule: messenger RNA, 3521 nt
Organism: Lutra lutra (Eurasian river otter)
Lineage: Eukaryota; Metazoa; Chordata; Mammalia; Carnivora; Mustelidae
Gene: LRRFIP2
Product: LRR binding FLII interacting protein 2
Exons: 29
Coding region: 405-2684 (759 amino acids)
Biological process (GO): regulation of DNA-templated transcription
Source: RefSeq, a predicted model, not a curated record